AGAAAGAAACAAUCGCAACUAUAUUCUAAUUCUUAAGGGGCUUCGUACAAAACAGGUCUAGCAGUAUACAUAUAAAGACCAUGGUUAUUAUCUUAUUUCAACAAAAAUCGAUUUGUGCUUCACUUUUGCCAUUGGACGCACCGUCUUGUCUCUGCGCUCCUCCAAGAUCUCGCGGGAUUAAAGAUGUAACGGGUGGUUAAGAAAAAAAAAAAGGAAAAAAAGGUGGUUCGGUAUCUGCACCGGGUUGUCAGCAGAGCGGCACAGGUAGCCAGCUGCACCUCUGUGGGCUCACGCUCGUCUACCUAGCGACGCUUGACUCAGUACGUGACACGACUGGGGAGUAUCUGGAGGUGCGAGCCUCGGCGAACCAGCCCGCUCCAUCAUAACCGGCGCAGGUCACCUUAGCGCUCUCCUACCGGCAUUUUCCGUCCACCGUCUCCGAAGAUGAUACCUGGCAAACGCAGAGCUGCAGUCAUGAUCUUCUCGGUGGCGAUAUUUGGAGCUCUGAUGCUGCAGUCCGUCUCAUCUCAGAACGAGCCGUCCAUUGCUGCCUCUGAACACGUCACGCUUCCAGUGGAAGGAGAAAGCCUCACACUGCAGUGCAACCUGACCAGCCCCCACAGCACCGUCCAGGAAAGCUUCUGGAUGAAGAACGGCGAGGAGAUCCCAGAAACGCGUGACUCAAGCAAGAACACUGAGUACAGGCUGAAAAGACCAAGAGCAGAUGACGCUGGAGUGUACAUGUGUGUCUACAACUUCAGCACGACUCCUUCGGCCAACGCCACCAUCGAAGUUAAAUCUGCUCCUGAGAUUGUAGGCCACAAACGUAGUGAGAAUAAGAACGAGGGCGAUCACGCUAUACUCCACUGUAAGUCUGUGGGUUAUCCUCACCCUGUGUGGUCCUGGCGCAGGAACGACAAGGACUUUGAAAACUCAACACGCAUCUACAUCGUCAGCAAAGACAACUACACAGAGCUCCACAUUCUGAAUCUGGACAUUGAUGAAGAUCCAGGGGUGUACGUCUGCAACGCCACCAACAUGAUUGGCCACACUACUGAGAAAUCUGUGCUGAGGGUUCGCAGCCACUUGGCCCCCUUAUGGCCUCUCCUGGGGGUUUUGGCUGAGAUCAUCAUCCUGGUCGUCAUCAUCGUUGUUUAUGAGAAGCGCAAGAAGCCAGAAGAUUUACAAGACGAUGAUGAUCUAGCUGGACCAAUGAAAACUAACUCGACCAACAACCACAAAGACAAGAAUCUCCGCCAGAGGAAUACAAACUGAGCAGCCUGUCUGCUGAGUCUCAUUACACAUGUAUUGACCAUAUGAAGGUAAACAAGAAUGGACUCCAUACCCGUUGUUUAUAGGACACAUCUGCCAUUAAAAGUAUGGUUGUGGAGGAAUUAAAUGAGGCAUGCCUUAUGAUUUUAUUGUGUGAGGGUGUGAGGUCAGGAGGUACCCAAACCAUUAUAGAAUUGUUAACAUUAUAACCAUUGUGACUGCAUGCGGUUGUUGACGUUUAUUAUUUUUCCUCAUGCUCUUAACCACUAAUUUAACAUUUUUACUACUUCUAAAAAUAAUGCAUGCAAGACGUUGACCUUCUGUUUGCUACAGAAAUGGCUUUUUUUGGUUUUAUUUUGUUUUUUCUCUGAGAGUGGCUUCAUUUUAAUAAUCUGUACUGUGUGUUUUAGAGGAAAAACGACACUCAGCAAAAGAAAAUACCACCGUAAUCUGGUAUGACAGAUGUGUACAGUUUUAUCAUCCUGCUGCAUACCAUUGGUUCAUUUUAUCCGACAGUAUCUAUUACAUUUAAGGGCUUUGCAAUGUCCCUCUAAAUUUGAUUAAGAUCUACUGUAUGUAUGUACUGUAUGUAUUAAAUCAUAAUAACUAUGUAUCAGAUCACCGUUAAUAUAAAGACUAUCCAUAUUAUAUGAUGCACUUAAAUGUUGAAAAGUAUGAAAAAAACCUGUAUAAAAGCCUACUUUAGGAAAUCUGUACUAAUCAUUCUAACGUAUUAUUUUAUAAUUAUGUGUAUUGUACAGCAUGGCUAUUAUCCUAUGCAAUUAUCAUCCAUAUCAGUAUAUGGCAAAUCAUUGCAGCUUUUGAUUUCUCUGUGACAAAGCUUUAAUCUAGUAGGAUCACCGUAGAGCGUCGAUGGCACACAACACAGCUGCAUGAAUUCUCGACAGCUUACGUGGGGCAGAAAGGAAAGCCCGCGUCCGAGCUGACACAUGUGAAGCAAUUCCAAGAUCCCGAGUCAUUUUUAAAAAUAAAUAUCUUUAAAAAAUCA
Messenger RNA from Maylandia zebra (zebra mbuna), 2281 nucleotides. It is a transcript of the gene nptna, whose product is annotated as neuroplastin a. The record is from RefSeq and is a predicted model, not a curated record. Gene Ontology annotation, cellular component: plasma membrane; axon. Lineage: Eukaryota; Metazoa; Chordata; Actinopteri; Cichliformes; Cichlidae. Gene Ontology annotation, molecular function: cell-cell adhesion mediator activity. Gene Ontology annotation, biological process: dendrite self-avoidance; axon guidance; homophilic cell-cell adhesion.